UAGAGCGCAAACGGAAAGUAACAUGUAUAUCAAUAAAAAAACAGCGAGCUGUAAUCAGCAAUGUCAAGCAAUCAACCGUUCGCUAUGGGAAGAUAUUCGAAAAGCAAAGAUUUGGUCGCAAAUGCAAGACACGUGUAAAAGCCUAGUAAAACUGGCUACAGCGAGUAUCAGUCAGGUGAUGAAACAAUCCGCCAAAUUAAAGAAGAAAUACGCAAAAGGUCGUAGCAAGGAAAAAUGUCCAUACGCGAAUCAAUGUGAUCAGUCAGUUAACGAAUGUUGCGACGAAACAAUGAUCGAAUCAAAAACUUGCGAUGCCAGUUAUUGUGGGAAUAUGUGUUGUUCGUUGAACCAAAUUUCGGAAAUCGCUGGAUUGCAGGAAUGUCAGAUACCGAUGUGUCAAACCUGCGGACUCUGUCACAAUGAGCAAGAAGCGACUUCAUCAGACCGUAGUUCUUGCUUCAGUUCUGACGAUAUUCAAGGAAAUUCGUAUCCUUUUAACGAAGGACCUCUCCAGGACCAGCUGCUACCCACCUGCGAUACAGUUCGCGAAAGAGGCGGCAGUGAUGGCCGUCGUAUCACUAAUCAAAAAAAGAGAAUUAUGAACCCAAACAGAUACCCCGUUCAAACUGAAAGAGAACAGCCAGGUACAUCCAACAAUCGUAGAAAUACCAAUCCUAGAAAUCAGGCGAAUCGAAGGAGACCCGGAAACCCAGAUGAAUCGCAAGACUACGAUUACCAAUCGGAUCACGCCACCAUAUGCAUCGAUAUGAACCUUGACUCGAGCACCAUUCGAGCCGUGAUCGAACCCGUUGAAUGUCCUUACGUCAUGGAAAGUAUGUCGUAUCAGAAGAGAGUAAGAGCCGUGAGACGUAUGGACAGGUAUCCCGACUCGGAGCCGCCUAGAGAGAGAUACUUACAGCCAAUAAAAAAAGAAGCACCAAUGAUCGAGGAAACACCUUACGUCGCGCCACCAGUUCGAUCCUUUAAGGAAGAAAUGAAAAAACCAAAGAAAACCAGUUUGUCCGCCACUAGAAAGUCUGACGUGAAGAGUCCUGCAGGGAGAAUUCCCACAAAAACGACAGGAACCGGCAGAGUCACGAAAUCGGAAAUUAACAACAAAAAGGCUCCACCGCCUAAAAGAGACGCGUACAAAUCAGUGGCGAAAGCACCUGUUAAAGGAGCGGCGAAAUCGCCAAGGUUUAGCAAAGAGAUUCAGUGUGAAAUUAUUCAGGCACACGCAAUGAUAUGUGGCGACAGAGAAAUGGCCAGUCAAGUUCAACAGUUGUGUUUCUGCAGUCCGCAGACAGCAGCUGCUCCACUUUCUCCAGAAGUUGCUGAAGAAGACGCAGCUGACGUCGCGGAGGACGCGGUAGAAGAAACUGUACAGGAAGUAGAAAUUGCAGAUGUGAAACAAGAGAUUGCGUCCGUGGAAACAGUGACUACAGUCAUGGACGAAACUGCAUCCGUGCAAACGGAAAGCAUUCAUGAAGAAACGGAAGAGUUUGCGGAGACGGAAGAAGACACACCUGAAGAAGUAGAAACUAUAUCUCUGGAGGAAACAGAAGUGACCGAGGACAAAGAAGCUACACCCGUAAUAGAAGAAGAAACACUCGAGGAGGAAGUUACACCCAUAGACGAGGAGGAAGUUACACCUAUAGACGAGGAGGAAGUUACACCCAUAGACGAGGAGGAAAUUACACCCAUAGAAGAGGAAGAAGAAGAAACUACAUCCCUAAAAGAGGAAGAAGAAGAAGAGACCGGGGAUCAAGAAGAAACAGCGAAGAGUACUCAAGUUGAAGAAACUGAAAAACAAGCUGUUGAAGUCGAUCGCACUUCCGCGGAAGAAUCGGCAGCGGAGACUUCGGUAACUCCAAUGGCGGGCGGUGCAGUGGUACCAAGAGCAAUGCAACCGGGCGAGAAAACGAUGGAAUUCUACCGGGAAUUCCGAACACGACGGAACUACGUGAGCGUUGAAAUGCAAACGUCGAGCACGAUUCUGACGAAGAUCCUGUCGGAGUUUCAAGUCGGCAACAAAAAGAGGCAGAUACUGAUGAACAUCAAAUUGCAAACGUCUCUGAACGGAAGUACCGAGGAGGAGCAGGAGCAGCAUCAGCAGCUGGAAACGACCGAUACAUCGAUUGCUGACUCGAAGGACCAGUCUUCGACGAAUGACGAUAUGCUGCAUUAUUAUCGCGAACAUAAACCGGUGCACGUUGAUAAAGCCAUGCAGCUGGGGCCAAGGAAUCUUACAGGUCCGCUGAACGGACUAGAAGGAUCGAACGCCAAUCUGUGUAGCGGACCUUGUGGAAGGAAGAAGUAUCCAUAG
Molecule: messenger RNA, 2326 nt
Organism: Megachile rotundata (alfalfa leafcutting bee)
Lineage: Eukaryota; Metazoa; Arthropoda; Insecta; Hymenoptera; Megachilidae
Source: RefSeq, a predicted model, not a curated record